UCUGAGCAUGCUCGGACCUGUUGGGCAUGCUCAGUGAUUUUUUUUUUGUUUUUUUGUUUAAGAAGUGCAAACGUCGUCGGGCACAGAAAACUACUAAUACAGUAGAAGAAGCCGGCGGUAGAGCUGCCUAGUCUCGGCCAGGGAGAGCUGCCCUGAAGCGACGCUGUUAAAAAAGAAAAAAAGUGUUUUCAUACGCCUCAAGAGUCCGGGAAGGGAGUUCGUGCACAAAAUGCAAAAUUGUAGCUGUCGGUGUAUUGCCUGCACAAUCCCCCAAGAAGCGCGUGCGUUGUUCCCAAACAGUAAGAGUCACUAAAUUAGGAGUGGUGGAGAGAAAGUCGCCAAGUGGACUGGCAUGUGCAAUACCAGCAGGACAUCCCAGUAGCACCACACUCUGAUGUCAACGCAUUGAUCCAAGACUCUUCUCUCUCUCUGGCUUCAUCCCAACAGCUCUAUGGCAACCCAGAAGAAACUGCAGGGUCUUAUGGCAGCCACCAUCACUCCAAUGACUCAGGAUGGAGAAAUCAACCUCUCUGUGAUUGGCCAAUAUGUGGACUACCUGAUAAAUGAGCAAGGUGUAAAGAAUGUAUUUGUGAAUGGGACUACAGGAGAAGGCCUGUCCCUGAGUGUCCAGGAGAGGAAGCAGCUGGCGGCAGAGUGGGUGGCCAAGGGCAAAGAUAAGCUUGAUCAUGUGAUUAUUCAUGUUGGAGCUCUCAGCUUACCAGAAGCAAAGGGAUUGGCUAAGCAUGCAGCAGAAAUGAGAGCGGAUGGCAUAGCGGUCAUGCCCCCCUUCCUCUUCAAACAGGUGAAUAAAGAUGCUCUAGUUGCCUUCUUGCGAGAUGUUGCAUCUGAAGCCCCAGGCAUCCCGUUCUAUUAUUACCACAGCCCUCCCCUGACUGGUAUAAAAAUUUGUGUUGAAGAGCUACUAGAUGGGAUGAAAGAGCAGAUCCCCACCUUCAAGGGGGUGAAGUUCAGCGACAGAGACCUCCUGGAUUUAGGGCGGUGCUUGAAGAAAAAUGAUAACAGCCAGCUUGUGUUUCUGUAUGGUGUGGAUGAGCAACUCCUAAGUGCACUGGCAAUAGGAGCAACAGGGGCAGUUGGAAGCACCUAUAACUAUCUGGGCAAGGUAAAUAACUCAAUGCUGGAAGCUUUUGCCAGUAGAAACCUCUCCGCAGCACAAAAAUAUCAGUUCUGUAUCCAGGAAUUCCUCGGUUUUGUCAUUGCACAGGGCUUUGGUGUUGCACAGACCAAAGCAAUCAUGACUCUGGUUUCAGGGAUACCAAUGGGUCCCCCACGGCUUCCACUCUCAAGUGCCUCCGAGGAGUUUAUUGCUAAAGUAAAAGCCAAGCUCGAGAGCCUGAAGAAUUGCACCUACAGCUGACUUUAAACAUCAGUGUAAUCAUAGGAGCAUGGUCCAUAUGAUUUGAUGUUUAGAACUUGAGACGCAUAUUAACCAAACAACUUUCAUGAGGAAAUUACUCAGUGACUCCUAUUGGGGACUACCCACUGAUGUCCUCUACUUAUCUUGCCUAUGUGGAAAACAGCAGCCGCUUUCUUGCCCGCCAAGGAUAUGGUGCCUCUUCAAUAGGAAGAAACUGGCUUAUUUUAAAAAUAGGUCAAUCCUGUUGACUGAAAUUCUGCCAUUCUUCUGCAGUAUUGGAGGACCGGGCACAGAUUAGACUGCCAGACUCUUCUGUUUGUCUUGCCCCUUUCAGAUGUCCAACAAAACUACGAACAAUAAUAUAAUUGGAUUUGGUAGCUCUUAAUCUUUGUGUUUAUAAAACCAAAACCCUACAUUUCUAAAAGUUCCAAUGUGGGCAUUGUUUAGACAAGUUCUUGAAUUUACAAAGUGUUUUUAUAUCUUCCUGAGCAGUAAAACAACUAGAGUAACAUCA
This is a messenger RNA of Rhineura floridana, 1892 nucleotides long. RefSeq names its product N-acetylneuraminate pyruvate lyase (gene NPL). Lineage: Eukaryota; Metazoa; Chordata; Lepidosauria; Squamata; Rhineuridae. The coding region runs from base 452 to 1378 and encodes 308 amino acids. Gene Ontology annotation, biological process: N-acetylneuraminate catabolic process. Gene Ontology annotation, molecular function: N-acetylneuraminate lyase activity; 4-hydroxy-tetrahydrodipicolinate synthase activity. The transcript is spliced from 14 exons. The record is from RefSeq and is a predicted model, not a curated record.